UCAGGAGAGCGGGGCCAGCGAGUGGCUACAAUGUGAUGUCUGUGGCCGGCGGCGCCUGGCGUCCCCCCUCCCGCGGGUAAGAGGCGAGGCGUGGGAACGGGAUGGGGGAGACGGAGCUGGCGGAGCCAGAGGUCGAGCGGCAGCGGGGCGCGCGCUGAGCCAGCCAGCCAGGCAGCCCGGGCCCGGUCCUGCAGCCUCCCCUGCCCGGCGGCGGCGGCAGCAUGAAGCGGGCGCACCCCGAGUACAGCUCCUCUGACAGCGAGGAGCUGGACGAGCCCGUCGAGGUGGAGAAGGAGAGCGCGGACGAGAAUGGAAACUUGAGUUCAGCUCCAGGUUCAAUGUCUCCAUCCACCACCUCCCAGAUCCUGGCCAGGAAAAGGCGCAGAGGGAUCAUCGAGAAACGUCGCCGGGAUCGAAUCAAUAACAGCUUGUCGGAGCUGAGGAGACUGGUGCCAAGUGCUUUUGAAAAGCAGGGAUCAGCCAAACUGGAAAAAGCUGAAAUUCUGCAGAUGACUGUGGAUCAUCUGAAAAUGUUGCAUACAGCAGGAGGCAAAGGCUAUUUUGAUGCCCACGCUCUUGCUAUGGACUAUCGGAGUUUAGGAUUUCGAGAGUGCCUGGCUGAAGUAGUCCGGUACCUUAGUAUUAUUGAGGGUCUGGACACUUCUGAUCCUCUUCGAGUUCGACUGGUGUCUCACCUCAAUAAUUAUGCCUCUCAACGGGAAGCAGCAAGUAGUGCCCACACGGGCAUUGGACAUAUUCCUUGGGGCAGUGCCUUUGGACAUCAUCCUCACAUCACUCACCCGUUGUUAUUGCCUCAGAAUGGCCACAGUAAUACCAGUACCACAACGUCUUCCACAGAACCACAUCACCAGAGCAGAAUUGCUGCUCCACAUGCUGAAACUUCUUCACUGAGACUGCCCCCUAAUGGCAGCAUUGGACCAGUGCUCCCUGUGGUCACCUCUACUUCCAAACUAUCUCCUCCUCUGCUGUCCUCCAUGGCAUCUUUGUCUGCAUUCCCCUUUUCAUUUGGUUCGUUCCAUUUGCUGUCUCCUAAUGUACUCAGUCCAUCUGCACCAGCACAGUCGGCAAACCUUGGCAAGCCCUAUAGACCGUGGGGGACUGAGAUUGGAGCCUUUUAAGAACUAAUGGUUUAGCACAGAGUGAGAGAAGCUUAAAAACUCAGCUGAGCUGGUUUUAUUGCCAACUUCAAUUUUAAGUUCUUAAGUAACUGAGGCAAAGGUACAGUUCAAGCUUAACAAAGUUUGUCUAAAAGCUGAAGUGUUUUGAGUUUUUUACAUUUUUGUAUUAGCAGAUUUAAAAAAAAACAAAAUGAGUUGCUGAAGUUUGUCCAAAAAUAAAAUCACACUAGUGGAUAUUACCACUUGUGAUAGGUUUAUGCUGAAUGUUUAACUCAUUUUAUAAACAAUUUGUCUCAAAUGAUUCCAUUUUGCCUGAAAAUAUUGGACCCUUUUUUAACAUUUAGUGUAUUUUUGUCUAUUUACUGUUAGUGACAGCUUAUUUUUAGUUUUAAUUUUUCAGAACUGCUAUUCUCAGCAUUAACAUAACUUGUGUUUUUGUUAAUAUUUUGACAUUAAGAUGUUCUAUAAGGAAAUAUUCUUUUGUAAACUAUAUUCUGAGUUUUAUAUUUCUGAACAAAGCGUUGACAAAUCAGAUUGACCAGGUUUAUGCCAGAAAAGGAAUUCUGUGUCACAGGGGCUGGGUGGGUUUGGUGAUCUUAUCCUAGUGGACAUUUAUCACAACCAGAACCACUGCAUUAUUUCUUUUGGCAUAAGGAGGGGCAGUUUUUUUGCUCAAGAGCAAACUACUACUAGAAUAGCAAAGGUGCUACUGAUCAAGUGUGAAUUGCUUUGGUGUUGAUUUAGGUGGGGUUAUGGGGGAGGGAAACCAACACCGUACACCACUUUACUGGCCAGAGCCAAUACUAAACAUCCUUUCAAUUGUGUGGGGUCAGAACCUGAUCUUGGUUACAAUGGAGUACCCUAAAUUUAUACUUGGGUAACUGAUUUCACCCCAGGAGCUUCAAAUUUGCACCUAAAAUAAAUUGUGGUGGUAUUUAAAUAGCCAAAGGAAUGGUACAGUGGAAACCCGUUCCAGGCAUAAGCUUGUUUGGUAACAAAUGUAUUCUCUUAACUGGUUAAUUUUCUAUUGUAUUUUACUUUGAGAUGCACCCAGAGGUGAUUCCUCAUAUUUUACAAGGGCUCUGCUGCAUUCUUGUAUAUAUUCUGGUUGGGUUUCAUGAAACUCUCAUUUUGAACAGGUUUAUUCUGUCAAGAGGUAUUCUUUAGUGGGCUCCACUGAAUUGGGUUUGGUCGCUUUUUGUAUUUGUGGCAAAAUAAAGGAGAGAGAACAAACUAUUUGAAUGACAUUUUUGUCUGAUGUGUCAAUGGGGAAUCCUGUAGCCACGAGUACCAUCUGAGAGGUUGCAGAACUACUACUUGUUCUUUCUGUGACAUAUAGUUGCACAGUGAUGUUAAGUAUGUCUUUAAAUGUUACUGUGUACUUUUCUACUACGAUUCAGUACACAGAGUAGUGCUGUCUCAGGAUAAAGCCACCUUUCAGAAUCAGGCUUAAAAAAUGAGUAUUAAGAUUAUUUUUUUGCUUUUCCCAUGCUUGCCAGUCCAAGGAGGUUAAGGUGAAAGACACCAACAUCGGUCUAGAGAGGAGGGUGAAGUUGCACUGCACAUGCUGGUAAAAGCCAUUGAAAUUACUUGAGAUUUUUUUUUAAGUUAGCAUUAGGAACUUGUUGAUGCUGCCUCGCACAUGAGAGUUUUGUUUUGCCCAAACGUCUAUGUGAGUUCUGCAGAUAAAAUUCAAGUUCAUUUUACAUCCUAUGUGGUUGUACAGCAUUUAGCAUGAUGGGGCUCUGACACUGAUUGGAGCCUGUGUGUGUUACUACAAUA
Molecule: messenger RNA, 2921 nt
Organism: Mauremys reevesii (Reeves's turtle)
Lineage: Eukaryota; Metazoa; Chordata; Testudines; Geoemydidae
Gene: HEY1
Product: hes related family bHLH transcription factor with YRPW motif 1
Exons: 5
Coding region: 222-1139 (305 amino acids)
Biological process (GO): circulatory system development; regulation of neurogenesis; regulation of transcription by RNA polymerase II
Cellular component (GO): nucleus
Molecular function (GO): RNA polymerase II cis-regulatory region sequence-specific DNA binding; DNA-binding transcription factor activity, RNA polymerase II-specific; protein dimerization activity
Source: RefSeq, a predicted model, not a curated record